CCGCCUUAUUAAAAUAGAAAAUAUUUAUGCGCAACAACAUCACUACUACUUCUGGUGGCAAGUUUUCCACUUUUCAAAAUAUUUGUUGUGUUGCUUUUCAACUCAGCAAAUUAGGGCUUCUUUUCCUUUUAUUGCCCCUUCUACCUUCUUCUAACCCCACCGGAUUUUCCUCCAAGCAAGGAUUUUGAUCCUUUUUUUUGAAUUUUAUUUUGGGUGGUUGAGUUGGUUUGGCGGGAAAUGGCGGCGGCGGAGGUGGAGAAUAAGACGGACGAGGAGGUGAAAGGACUGCUGGUUUUUAAUUAGGACUGUUGCUUCUUCUGAUUAAUGCUGAUUUUUAAUUAAUUUUGAUCUACAAGGACUGCUGGUCUUCCACAAUAUGGACAGUUAGGGCAUGGUUCAAACAAUGAGUUCUUUGUCCUCAUGUAACUUGAUGUUCCAUUCAUCCCAGUAGUAACAAGCCAAGUUUAUCAUUGGCAGUAUAAUACCAAGGACAGCUCUGUGAGGCUUGCUUAUGAAGCUCAGCCUAGGCCUAGAGCUAUAGCCUCUCUUUCAGGAGAGACUAUUGUAAAAGCUGUUUGUUGAACUAAUCAUACAGUGGCUGUUACUAAGGAUGGUCAUGUUUACACGUGGGGCUUUGGUGGUUAUGGAAGGCUUGGGCAUAGAGAGCAGAAGGAUGAAUGGGCUCCACGUCUUGUUGAUGUUUUCACUAGGCGUAAUAUGCUACCUCCGAAUUCAAUUAUUUCAGCAGGUGCUGCCAACUCGGCAUGUACAGCCGGAGGUGGGCAGCUUUACAUUUGGGGCAAGAUUAAGAACACUGGGGAUGACUGGAUGUACCCUAAGCCUCUCAUGGAUUUGAGUGGCUGGAACCUGCGCUGUAUGGAUUCAGGAAAUUCACACUACUUUGUUGGGGCUGAUUCUUCUUGUAUCAGCUGGGGUCAUGCACAAUCUGGAGAACUGGGAUAUGGACCUAAUGGGCAAAAAUCGUCAGCAAUUCCAAAGAAAGUGGACAUCCUAGAAGGGAUGCAUGUUAUUAGUGUUGCCAGUGGAUUUACCCAUUCCUUGAUAGUGGUUGAUAGAAUCAAGAACGCUGAGAGAAUUGAAGAGCUUGAAGUACAUGAUGGUAAAGCUGCAGAAGUAAUUGAACCAACUGAUAAUGGAGCUGACGUGCCUGAGAAAGCUCCGAAAAAGAGUAAUGCUAAAAAACCUCAAAACCUGAAAAAGAGGAAAAAUGAAAGUUCUUCAGAGGAUGAGAAGAACAGUGACUAUGAGAGCGAUGGCAAUGAUGCACUCAAUGGAAGUAGAAAGAGCUCGGGUCAAGGAAAAGGCAGAUCUCCUUCAGGGAAAAAAGGCAGGGGUCGUGGGAGGGGCCGCCCGGCAUCUGAGGUGUCAAGUGCUGGAGGAAGAGGUACGGGUAGGAGGGGAAGACCUAAGAAGUCAUGAGCGCUGUCUUGAAUUCACAGAUUUUUAUUCUUAAAUUGAUGAUGUGUGUGUUUCUCUUACCAAUUUUCUCGGAUGCAUUCAAGUUCUAGCUGUUCCGAGUAAAAUGUCAUCCGAGAACUAAGGUAUGCAACCUUUGUAUGUGGUAGAAGGGAAGAUAUUCGAGUACUACUUGUCUUGUAACUGACAUUUUUUAUGACUAAAGAAAGCUGAAAGAGAAUAGCAUUUUUAAA
This is a messenger RNA of Salvia splendens (bonfire salvia), 1670 nucleotides long. Its product is annotated as protein RCC2 homolog. Gene Ontology annotation, biological process: negative regulation of GTPase activity. The transcript has 11 exons. Gene Ontology annotation, molecular function: small GTPase binding. Gene Ontology annotation, cellular component: membrane. Bases 718 to 1440 code for a protein of 240 amino acids. NCBI's taxonomy places the organism in Eukaryota, Viridiplantae, Streptophyta, Magnoliopsida, Lamiales, Lamiaceae. The record is from RefSeq and is a predicted model, not a curated record.